Messenger RNA from Auanema sp. JU1783, 297 nucleotides. NCBI's taxonomy places the organism in Eukaryota, Metazoa, Nematoda, Chromadorea, Rhabditida, Rhabditidae. The record is from the annotation of a GenBank genome assembly.
AUGUCUGUUUUCGCUGUAUCAACCUCUCACGAUGUCAUGAUUCUGAAGCAGACAGAAAAAAAAUUUGAAAGCAUUCCUACUGGUUUAGGAAGUGUGUAUGGAUCCUUUGGAGACUCGGGGUCCGCCAUUCUUGAUAAAAGGGGUCAUUUAUUAGGUAUAACAGUAACUAAUAGCAUAAUCUGCUCUGGCCUCGAGAACAUGCAUAGUGAUGAAGUUGCCGAGCAUCCGAUAACGCUCAUCAUAAGCUGUGAUACAUUUUUAGGCAUAGGGAAUAUCGGUGGACCAGGAGUAGGUUGA